AUGUUGAUCAGUAGUGCAAAACAUUCUGUUAGACCAAGUACUAAUGAAAGUAAUAGUUUAAAUACAAGAUUAUGUAAAAACCUAUAAUCUAUGACACUAAGUGCAAGAUUCUAAACAGAAUUAUAGUAAUUGGAAUCAUAAAAUGAACCAUUUCUAUUUAAUUAAUAACGAUCAACUCUAAGGUAAUUUAUUAUUAAAUUUAGUUCUGUGGAUAUGAGUAGAUAGAUUAGUUCAAAACAAUCAUAUAGAUCCAGCAUGCCAAAUAUUAAUAAUAAUAAUAAUGGAUAUCAUAAUUUAUCAUCUAAGAGAAAAAGUGAAGGAUUAAUCCUAAGAACAACACCAUGUUUAAUAUAUAUGCCUGGUCUUAAAUAGGAAGAAUUCAAAGAAGAAACAUAAUAAUAACCUGUUUAAAAAAAAUAAUUUAAAGCUCCUUUAUUGAAAACUCCUAUUAAACAUAUAAGUUUUCAAUUUAGAAAUAGAGAUAAAUGGAAUCCACUCUAAAAAAUAAAUUGA
Molecule: messenger RNA, 513 nt
Organism: Paramecium pentaurelia
Lineage: Eukaryota; Ciliophora; Oligohymenophorea; Peniculida; Parameciidae
Source: the annotation of a GenBank genome assembly